Molecule: messenger RNA, 1595 nt
Organism: Histoplasma capsulatum G186AR
Lineage: Eukaryota; Fungi; Ascomycota; Eurotiomycetes; Onygenales; Ajellomycetaceae
Exons: 4
Coding region: 125-1093 (322 amino acids)
Molecular function (GO): nucleic acid binding
Source: RefSeq, a predicted model, not a curated record
CAACGGCUUGACCAAAUAUUCGCCAGGAAAUACUGUCGCAAAUCGGUUGACUAGUCUCUUCACUCAGCCCAACACCUCCACUUUAUUUUGGAACACCAGUUCUAUAUAACAGCUACCCGCUGCGAUGGCCGCGGCCAAGGAAGCCGUCUCAUUCAAUGAGAUUAUCCAGGCUGCCCGCACGCGCCGGAGGAAACAGGCUUUGACUGAUAAAUUCUUCGAUGCGAAAAGACGUUCAAGUGCUCCGGCUCCGGCUCCGGCUUCGGGGUCUGGUGUGGGCGGCGCCGGUGCGGGCUCGUUGGCCAACAGAGUAUCUGCUGUGCCGGGUAGCCUUGCAAGCAGACUGGGUGUUGUAAAGAGAUCAACUGCAGCCGCGUCGACGAGAAAUCCUGGCGCCGCUGUGUCCACCCGUCCCGCCGGACAGAACCGCAUGUCCUCCGAUCUCAUUACACAAAACAAUGAUCGAGCACCUGUCCAGGACCAGGGCCCAGGAAUCAGCAUCAAAGGAAGCGCGUCGGGACCUUGCGUCGUACUAGGAAGUAACUUUGCGCCCGGCACCACUGCUGCAGAUAUUGAGUCGGCAUUGGAACCCGUAAGAGGUGCUAUGCUGAGUUGCAGGAUCGUGUCUACUCACCCAGAGGUGACCGCUGAGAUGAUUUUUGAGGAGAGGAGUCAUGCUGAGAGCGUAGUCGCCCGCUUUGAUAAUCAAAAGGCGGAUGGAAGGAUCCUCCAUCUUCGGAUAAAACCGGAACCACUACCUGCACAGAUACUCUCCGAAGCCAGACUCCGCCAUCGCCGGUCACAUUCCAAUUUCGACAGCCUGCGCGAACAAGCAGACCGUGAGCGUCGUGAGCUACGACACGCUGAUCCUCAUAUACAAGACGGCCGCUACGGGUUUGAUGAUCUAUAUCCGCCGCCACAACAUCAUGGAGCCCGUUCAAACAGUGAUCAUCCAAGCGGAGGUCAGCGAGGGAGUGUUAAUGGAUCGGGGAGGAACCGAAACAUGGGGAAUGACAAUUCGGGACUCUACAGUGACCAAAUGAUUAUUGAUGAACCGAGCCGCGAGUCGCGCUACCGCGGGAGACGCGGGAGGUAGAAACCUGGCUUGCUAUCGGUUGCCAGAAACGGUUUGUACCUGAUAAUAAUCUGCUGGUCUACGCUUUCGUCGUGGUAUCAGGGGACUAUUAUUUCUUUUCCAGGGCAUGAAAAUUGCGUGGGUAUAUCCUCUGGUUAUGAAGACUCAAACGGAUUAAUAAAAGGGCGGGAGGUGAUAUUUGCGAUUGAGCUUCGUUUUCUCGGUUUGGUCAUGGGUUCAUAGAUAAGGUUUCAUUCUGUUUUAUUUAUUGCAUGGAAAAGGAGAAAGGACUUUUUUAGAUACGUUUUCAAUCAACUGGGUUUUUAGAGUAUUAGCUGGGAUUUUUGGGGAUAUUUUGCUUGAAAACUCUGUUGUCCUGUCUGUUGUAAUUUUAUUUCAUUAUUUUACUUUUCCCCCUUCGCGAUAGAAUUACUGGCGUUUCGCUUGCACUGGUUUUUCGUACUGAUUGUAAAGGUAAAACAUAACUCACAAUUAAUCAAUAAAGGGGAAAUCAUAGUGCAUU